UCAUAGUAAAAUACCUAUAUAGUGAUUAGUGAUGCAUAUAGAAAAACAUACCGGCGUUUUACUCAUUCAAUUUGCGGCGUAUAUAUCUUCUGCAAACUAGAUCGGCCUAAUAUACAUUAUACAGAACUCCAAAAUUAUAACAAUAUGAGUGACGGUAUAGCAGAGGUUUUCAAUUCAUUUCAAGAUCAUUUAAACAAUGAGCAAGAAUUACGCGAGGAAAUUCGCAACAAUGUGAAAGAAAUUGAAAAAAUUUCAAGGGACAUUGUAAUGACUUUACAAAAUAUUCAUAAUGAGCAUACUGAAGAAAAUAUAAUUGUUGCACAGUAUUGUUCCAAGUCUCGAGAACUCUUUGAAGGUGUGCGAAAACAUUAUGAAAAGUUAGCAGCUAUUGUACCUCAUGACCAAUAUUAUCGUUAUCAUGAUCAAUGGAAAUCAGUCACGCAAAGAUUAUGUUUUUUGGCUUCUUUAGUAGUGUAUCUGGAAGUCAAGGUUCUUGUUACCAAAGAAACAGUAGCAGAAAUAUUAGGACUUAAACAUAAAAGAGAAGAUGGUUUUCAUCUGGAUCUAGAAGAUUUUCUAAUGGGAUUAUUGCAACUUUCUUCUGAAUUGAGUCGUUUCGCUGUAAAUAGUGUAACUAACGGCGAUUAUCAUCGACCAAUGGAAAUUGCGCAUUUUGUUAAUGAACUAAAUGCUGGGUUUAGGUUACUAAAUUUGAAAAAUGAUUCCCUCAGAAAACGUUUUGAUGCGCUAAAGUAUGAUGUGAAGAAGAUUGAAGAGGUGGUAUAUGACCUUAGCAUAAGAGGUCUCAAACCAGAUGCUGCUGCAGCUGGAGCUCAGGAACCAUCAGGAGUAGAAAAAUCAACAUCGGUAGAAGAGGAUAAGUAAACAUAUACUUAUUGUUUAAAAAAUGUAAAGCAUUUAUCAUUUAAAUUUGACAAAAAGGGUUCAUUAUUAUUUUUUUACAAAACUUGAGAAAGUUUUAUAACACAAACAUGUAUCUAUUCUUAGAAGCAUUUAAUAUUGCUAAAAACUAUUUCAUAAUAAAUAAAUUUGAAAAAUUUUAAAGUUGUACUAAAAA
Messenger RNA from Nasonia vitripennis (jewel wasp), 1078 nucleotides. RefSeq names its product translin (gene trsn). Bases 145 to 885 code for a protein of 246 amino acids. Gene Ontology annotation, biological process: RNA metabolic process. Lineage: Eukaryota; Metazoa; Arthropoda; Insecta; Hymenoptera; Pteromalidae. Gene Ontology annotation, cellular component: cytoplasm; nucleus. The transcript has 5 exons. Gene Ontology annotation, molecular function: sequence-specific DNA binding; RNA binding; single-stranded DNA binding. The record is from RefSeq and is a predicted model, not a curated record.